AACUCGUAACAUGCGGGUGCGCACCACCGAAAAGGGGAAAAACUAAUAAAAUUAUUGCGAAAACUCUGAGAACCGCGCAAGAUCACUAACAAUUCCCACACAGAAUUUUCACUUGAAUUUUCAAAAUGCCUCGACUUUUUCAGUUGACGUGUGCUCUUUUUUUAAUUUCAAUAACUUUCACCACCGCUGUAACUUUCAUUGGAGAUGAUCCCGUUGUGGAGCUCUCCUUGGGCAAAAUCCAAGGAGAUAGGAUGCAGAGCUUCAGGAACAGGACCUUCUACGCAUUCCGAGGCAUACGAUAUGCGCAAGCGCCGGUGGGUCAGCUUAGGUUCGCCAAUCCACUGCCGGAAACUAGCUGGGGUGACGAGGUGCUCCAGGCCACAGCCGAUUCCCUGGUUUGUCCGCAACCAGGAGUGGUUUCGUAUAUGUCUGAAGAUUGCCUGAAGAUAAACGUUUUCACGAAGAACUUCGAGGAGAAAUUACCAGUGAUGGUGUACAUUCAUGGCGGAGCCAAUAUCCUGGGCAGUGGACACAGCAGCUAUGAAGCAGGACCUCAAUAUCUGCUGGAUCAGGACGUGGUUUUCGUUGCCUUCAACUAUCGCCUUGGAGCUCUGGGAUUUCUGAGCACAAAUAGCAGUGAGACGAAGGGCAACUUCGGUUACCUCGACCAGGUGAUGGCCCUGGAAUGGGUGAGGGAUCACAUAUCCCACUUCGGUGGUAAUCCAGAAAUGGUGACUAUAUUCGGAAUGAGCGCUGGCUCGAUGGCAGUCAGUCUGCACUUGGCCUCGCCCCUCUCCGCUGGUCUCUUCCAUCGGGCAAUCCUCAUGAGCGGCUCGGCCACCAAUCACUUUGAUAUAGAUAACCUCUACUGGACACGUAAACUGGCUCGUGAGCUGGGCUGUCCCAUGUACGAUCCCACGGAUGUGGUGGAGUGCCUGCGAAAUGAGAGUUGGGCACGCAUUGUGGAGGUGUGCAAGGCAUGGGAAAGCUAUCAGCUUAUUACAAUGAAGUGGAACUACGAGAUCGAUGGACACUUUCUGCCCAGCCAUCCUACGGAACUUAUCGCCGAGGGAAACUUCAACAAGGUGCCCUUGCUAAUCAGCUACACGGCCAAUGAAUUCGACUACAAUGCUUAUGUGCAUUUGGGAAACCAGCACUUGCUACACGACAUGGGCUCAAACUUUGUGGACUACGCACCGGAGUUGUUUCUCUAUCGCCAGGAUGCAAACAUUGGAGAACAACUGAAGGAUUUCUAUCUGGGUGGCAAUACUACAGAAAUCAAUGCGAAAAACAUUGAGGACUUCGGACGCAUCUUCUCUGAUGCAUACAUUGGACAUGGUGUCCAUCGCCUUGUCCAACUGGCCAGAGCCUUUACCCCAGUCUAUUAUACGCGUAUGGAUUACGUGGGCGAUCGAAGUCUCACGGCUCCGCUGAAUGGCGACAAUAAGCCCGUGGGCGUGGCUCACGCGGAUGAUCUGCAGUAUGUGAUGCCGGGGUAUUGGUAUGGCACCGUGAUGACCGAAAACGAUACGGAUGUUUUUAUGAUGGAGCGCAUGACCAGCUGGUUUAGCCACUUUGCCAAAACGGGGACACCCCUAAACAGCACGGAUACGUGGCCACCCUGCAACUUGACGCACUUGAAGAUGCUCUACAACGGGGUGGAGACCCAGGUGGGUGCGCCCGGCUACUCGGAUCGAUACCUCGUCUGGGACGAACUGUUUCCCACGGCCGCCCGGAGCGGAGGCGCUGCCGGGAAACUCAGCUUGGUUGUAGCCAUCGCCACUGGUGUGGCCUGCCGGCUCAUCGGGAAAUUAAUGUAGCAAUUAGGUGUGGAAAAAGCUUAUCAAUAGGCCGUUUAGAUUACGCUAAUGACCUUUGACCGUUCGACGUUCUUGGCUGGAGCAUUGCAGCUAUUUACUUUGAUUAAUUAAUCAGGAGAGGCGUGAGAUUUUCCCUGUUUCCACUACGAGUGCUCAGCUUUUCCUUUGGGGGCAAUUAGUCUUUGGCCUACAGCGGAUUGGCGCAGCUUAAAUACACAUUAAUUUGUCUUUAAA
Drosophila yakuba is the source of this 2054-nucleotide messenger RNA. Its product is annotated as juvenile hormone esterase. The coding region runs from base 126 to 1820 and encodes 564 amino acids. The transcript is spliced from 4 exons. The record is from RefSeq and is a predicted model, not a curated record. NCBI's taxonomy places the organism in Eukaryota, Metazoa, Arthropoda, Insecta, Diptera, Drosophilidae.